CAUUUGAGAUUCUAUCUUGUAUCCUAUCCUGUCUUGCUCGGUAAAGAGAUUAACGAUAACACAUCGAAGAAAAUUAUAUCAAGGAUUGCAUUGAGACUACAAAACGAGUGGUGGUGCUCUGUUCUUUUUUUCCCCUCCUCUCUCCUCCAAAAAAAUCCCGACUUUUUCCUCCUUUUGCAUUAUCUCUACCGUUUUGCGUUUCGAUUCUUGUAUGAACUUCGCAAUUUAGUUCCGGUCUUUUCAUGUUUGCCCUGAAUUUCCCUAAAAUUUGGUUCCUUUAAUAGCCCAAAUUUGCAUUUUCGCCUUCCGUUCUGCGUCUCUCUGUUUUCGUCCACCACACAUUUUUCCAUGAAACUUGUUUCCCCUGAUAAUAGCUAGCUAGAAAUGACGCCACUUUCCUCUGAACUCGUUGGUUUCACUAUCCCUUUCUAUUCCAAAACCCAGAAACACAAUUCGAGUUCGAAUUCUCUCGGACUAGUAUUUCACAAUCGAAGCUUCUUAAGCUGCUCAAACUCAAACCUUAACCACGACAAUGGCAAACCUUUUUCAUCUUCAGGAGCAGCAAACCUUCAGGCCGCCACCACAACAGACGCAAAGCAAACCCAUUCACAAUCUCUCGGAUUCAGAGAUACACAGAUGCUGAAAAUAUUCCAUCGAGCAUGCCGUGCAGGGAAUUACAUCGAAGCUCUACAUCUACUCGAGAGCAUGGUACGUAAAGGGUACAACCCCGACGUGAUUCUCUGCACAAAGCUCAUAAAAGGUUUCUUCAAUCUAAGAAACAUCCCAAAAGCCGUUAGGGUUAUGGAGAUUCUCGAGAAAUUCGGCCAGCCUGAUGUCUUCGCUUACAACGCGUUGAUUAAUGGGUUUUGUAAGAUGAAUCGAAUCGAAGAUUCUACGAAAGUUCUCGAUCGGAUGAGAAGCAAAGGGUUUUCUCCAGACACUGUGACUUACAACAUAAUGAUUGGUAGUCUGUGUAGUAGAGGGAAACUCGAUCUUGCUUUGAAGGUUUUAGAUCAGCUCUUAACCGAUAAUUGCCAACCUACUGUGAUUACUUACACGAUUUUGAUCGAAGCAACGAUGCUAGAUGGUGGAGUUGAUGAAGCGUUGAAGCUUUUGGAUGAGAUGUUGUCUAGAGGGUUAAAACCGGAUAUGUUUACUUACAACACAAUCAUAAGAGGAAUGUGUAAAGAAGGAAUGGUGGAACGUGCCUUUGAGAUGGUUCGAAAUCUUGAACUGAGAGGUUGUGAGCCUGAUGUGAUAUCUUACAACAUCUUGCUUCGAGCUCUUUUAAAUCAAGGGAAAUGGGAAGAAGGAGAGAAGCUAAUGACAAAGAUGUUUUCGGAGAAGUGUGAGCCGAACGUUGUGACUUAUAGCAUUCUGAUUACUACUCUAUGCCGCGAUGGAAAGAUCGAUGAAGCUUUGAACUUGCUUAAGCUUAUGAAGGAAAAAGGUUUAACGCCUGAUGCAUAUAGCUACGAUCCUUUGAUCGCUGCGUUUUGUAGAGAAGGUAGGUUAGAUUUAGCUAUCGAGUUCUUGGAAACUAUGAUCUCGGAAGGAUGUUUACCGGAUAUAGUUAACUACAACACGGUUUUAGCUACCUUGUGCAAGAACGGGAAAGCUGAUCAAGCCUUGGAGAUUUUUGGGAAACUAGGAGAAGUGGGUUGCUCACCGAACUCGAGUUCUUACAACACAAUGUUCAGUGCGUUGUGGAGCAGCGGAGACAAAAUCAGAGGGUUGCAAAUGAUAUCAGAGAUGAUGAGUCACGGGAUUGAUCCUGAUGAGAUCACUUAUAACUCGAUGAUCUCGUGUUUAUGCAGAGAAGGGAUGGUGGAAGAAGCUUUUGAGUUGUUGGUUGAUAUGAGAAGCUGUGAGUUUCAUCCAUCGGUUGUUACAUACAACAUUGUUCUUUUGGGAUUCUGUAAAGCUCAUAGGAUCGAGGACGCAAUCGAUGUAUUGGAAUCAAUGGUGGAAAAUGGAUGUAGGCCUAACGAAACUACUUAUACAAUGCUUAUUGAAGGGAUUGGAUUUGCUGGAUACAGAGCUGAAGCUAUGGAGUUAGCGAAUGAUCUGGUUCGAAUCGAUGCGAUUUCUGAGUAUUCUUUCAAGAAAUUGCAUAGAACUUUCCCUUUGCUUAAUGUUUUACAGAGAUCUUCUCAGACAUUUGGUCAUUAGGUUAUAGCAGUGAAAGUGGAUACUCAACACAUUAUGUUAUCGUUAUUGAUGUCUGUUAUAAACCAGGAUCAAAUGACUUCAUACAAAGUGAAACUUCUCAGUA
Molecule: messenger RNA, 2275 nt
Organism: Eutrema salsugineum
Lineage: Eukaryota; Viridiplantae; Streptophyta; Magnoliopsida; Brassicales; Brassicaceae
Product: pentatricopeptide repeat-containing protein At3g04760, chloroplastic
Exons: 1
Coding region: 385-2172 (595 amino acids)
Molecular function (GO): protein binding
Source: RefSeq, a predicted model, not a curated record